Molecule: messenger RNA, 2976 nt
Organism: Durio zibethinus
Lineage: Eukaryota; Viridiplantae; Streptophyta; Magnoliopsida; Malvales; Malvaceae
Source: RefSeq, a predicted model, not a curated record
AUGGUUUAUUCUUUACCCUCUCCCCUCCUUAUGCUAACUUUAAUUCAGCUAAUUUCCAGGUUUACAUCCCUCCAAUCUUCUUUACUUGAUCCCAAUUCCUCAACAAGUUGCGAUAAGAUUGAGAGAAAGGCACUUCUCCAGUUCAAAGCAGGCCUUCAAGACUAUUCAGGCAGGCUUAAUUCUUGGUUUGGCAAAGAUUGUUGUAGAUGGUCUGGUGUUGGUUGCAACAAGCUGACAGGUCAUGUCACGAAGCUAGACCUCAGAAAUCCAUAUGAUCAGCCUUACCAUCAAAAUGCAAGCCUUGUAGCAGCUUUUAAAGUGGCAAGGUUAGGUGGUAGAAUAAAUCCUUCAUUGCUUGAUUUAAAGUAUUUGAAUUACUUGGAUUUAAGCUUGAACAAUUUCAAAAAUACUCCAAUACCAAACUUCAUUGCUUCACUCACUGAAUUAAGUUACCUUAAUCUUUCGAGUGCAUCCUUUGGUGGUUCGGUUCCUCAUCAUCUUGGAAACUUAUCAAACUUGCAAUAUCUUGAUCUAUAUUCCUACCCACUAAAAUAUUCUCCAAGUAUUUGGGUUUCUGAUUUGAAUUGGAUAGUUGGACUUUCUUUGUUGAAGCACUUGAAUUUAGGAUAUGUGAAUCUUAGAAUGGCAUCAACAAGUUGGCUGUCAGUUAUUAACAUGCUUCCAUAUCUUGAGGAGUUGCAUUUGCCUGACUGUACUCUCGAUCAGGUACCUUAUUCUCUUCCAUUUGUGAACUUUAGUUCCAUUCAAGUUCUAGAUCUUUCAGAGAACUGGUUCGGUUCUUCCGUACCUCAGUGGUUAUUUAAUAUUAGUAGCAGUCUUGUGGUCUUGAACUUAGGAAACAGUGGAAUUGGGAGGUACUCUGUGAAUGAUGUUGAUUGGGGAAAAUUUUGCCACUUACAGACUCUAGAUCUAUCAUCUAGUGAGAUAAGUGGAGAAUUAGAGAAAUUUGUAAGCAGUUUGUCUAAAUGUGACAACAUUAGCUUGGAAGUGUUACAUUUAUGGUCUAAUAAUUUGGGAGGGCUAAUACCUGAAUCGUUGGGACACAUGAAGAAUUUGAAAUCUCUCCGAAUUGAUGAUAAUCCAAUCUCUGGUUCAAUUCCAGCAUCUAUAGGAAACUUAUCCUGCUUGGAGGAAUUAUACGUUGCAGACAACAAGUUGAAUGGGACUAUCCCUGAAAGUAUAGGACAACUCAACAAGUUGAGGGAAUUAUAUCUUGAAGGUAACUGGUACGGUGUCAUAUUGGAGACUCAUUUCCUCCACCUGGAAAAUCUUAAAAGCCUAUACUUUUCAUCUUGGAACAAGGCUCUAGCAUUUGAUAUUAGACGGGAUUGGAUUCCUCCCUUCAGUUUGGAGCUCAUCUUUAUCAGCCAUUGCCAAAUGGGUCCCAACUUUCCUGCAUGGCUCAAGACUCAAAAGGACUUGAGGUCCCUGAGUCUUGAAGAAGUGGCAAUUUCGUAUACAAUACCUGAUUGGUUUUGGGAACAAACUCCACAGUUUCGAAAUUUGCGUCUCUACAAUAACAAAUUAAGAGGAACACUUCCCAAAUCACUGAAAUUUGCACCAGGUGCCUUUGCUGUAGACCUUAGUUCUAACCUUUUUGAGGGUCCACUUCCACUUUGUUCUCAGGUCAGGAUUCUGUCUUUAAGGAACAACUCUUUUACAGGAUCAAUUCCGAAGAACAUUGGUGAAAAGAUGUGGCAAAUGGAAUACUUAGAUCUCUCCAAGAACUUUCUCAGUGGUAAUAUUCCCCCCUCUAUAGGUAAGUUUAUAAGGUUGCAAAUUAUAUCUCUUUCAAACAACCUCCUUUCCGGAAAGAUCCCUUGGUGGAAAUCGUUGACAAGCUUGAGGGUCAUAGAUUUCUCCAAGAACAAUCUAUCUGGAAGCAUUCCGAGCUCAAUAUGUUCACAUCCUAGGCUUCACAUAUUGAAAUUGAGUGGCAACAAUCUUUUUGGGAACCUCUCGUCCUUACAGAAAUGCAUGGAACUAUCAGAACUUGGUCUUGCAGAUAAUAAAUUCUAUGGAGGAAUUCCAAAAUGGAUUGGAGAAAGGCUAUCAUCUUUAUCAAUUCUGAGCUUGGGAGGAAACAUGUUUAAUGGAAAGAUUCCUGAAAACUUAUGUCAUCUUUCUUACCUUCAUAUCUUGGAGCUUCGACAUAACAAUUUAUCAGGACGAAUCCCUCCAUGUUUAGGCAAUCUAAGCGGGUUGAGUUAUUUGAGGCCUUAUUCUCCACAAGACCCUGGUUCUCAUCCUGCUUACUGGAAUGAAAUGGAGUUCAAUGUCAAAGGCCGAAUACUUGAAUUUACCUUGACACUUGAUCUCGUGAACAUCAUAGAUCUUUCGAGAAAUAAUCUACAAGGAGAAAUCCCGAAGGAAAUAACAAAUCUUUCAACCUUGGGCACCUUAAAUUUGUCAUGGAAUCAAUUGACUGGAAACAUACCAAAGAAGAUAGGAAAUCUGCGAAGUUUAGAAACUCUUGACCUGUCAGGCAAUCAUCUUUCUGGCACAAUUCCUUCAAGUAUGUCAGACAUAACAGCAUUGAGCCAUUUGAACUUCUCAUAUAAUAACUUGUCAGGACCAAUUCCAUCAACCAAUCAGUUCCGAACCUUCAAUGACCCUUCUAUUUAUGAAGGCAACUCAAAACUUUGUGGAUAUCCAUUGUCAACCAACUGCUCAACAACAAACAAUGGCCAACAAGAGAAUCAGGACGCCGAAGGCAAAGAUGAAGAUGUGGCUGAAAUGCUGUGGUUAUACUUCUACAUUGGAAUGGCCCCCGGAUUUGUCAUGGGGUUUUGGGCUGUUUGUGGCUCGUUGAUCAUUAGUAAGUCUUGGAGACAUGCUUUAUUCCGGUUGGUAGAUGAUAUUAGAGACAGAAUUUGGGUAAUCAGUACAGUGACACUGGCUCAUUUGAUCGAGAAGUUGAAAGGUAAAAGAAAUGGAGAUUUUCAAAGAAAAUAG